CUUCUCUCCAGGCAAACCAGCCAAACAAGCUUAUAACUACUCCGUACGGAGUAGUUAGUUAACGAAGUGAAAAAUAACUACGUCACCGCCAGCCACAGCCUGAGCCCUUGCAACUCGGCGGCAACCUCCGCCUUUUGUCUGCUGUAGGGACAUGAAAAGCUCCUACUCCCAACAAUAAACGACAAUUUGCACAUAUCAUACACUUAACUCAUAUACCUAUACCAUCGACAAUGCCUCCGCCGAUUCUCCCUACAUCAAAUAUGACCAUACAUCCCUCCCCUCUCACCCUACUUUCCUUCCAUCCGUUUGGCACUGCCAUAUCUAGCCCGUUACCAGCAACCCUCACCCGCGCACCCCCUGCUUCUUCUCUCUCCUCUCUCCCCGAUGCUGAUCCAAAUCCAUCCAAUACCCCUACUCCAAUCCUCGCCAACCAAUCUACCGCAUUGAAAUACAGCCCGAUCUCCGUAUUCCAGAAUAAUUACGACCAAUGUACAAGCGCUGAGGGCCAGGGGAAGAGGAGCAACGGGGAGCCGCGCAUGAGUAUGUUCUCGUGUUUCCCGCGGGCAUUGAGGAGAGGAGGGGGCCGGGGACGAAAGCCUGCCGGUGGACUCUUCGAUGUAAGGAUUCUGGAGCGACAUCCGUUUACUACGCAGACGUUUAUUCCGCUGGGCGUACCAUCUGGGGUGGACAGAAAACGGCCCGAUAAUGAGAACAAUGCUUUAUCUACGGGAGCGCGCAAUAAGAACGACGGUGGCGGCAAUGACAAUCCCGUGCCCAGUUACCUCAUCAUCGUCGCACCGUCACUACACGGGCAGACGGCGCAAGCUACGGUUGUCAAUGCUCAGGGUGGCAAGGAGCAGGUUCUCAUUCGCGACCCGCCGGAUCUACGGAAUAUGAAAGCGUUCAUUGCGCAUGGUGGUCAAGCGGUGACGUAUGGGGCUGCCACUUGGCAUGCGCCAAUGGUAGUGGUGGGGAGACGUCGGGUGGACUUCGUAGUGGUGCAGUUUGCGAAUGGGGUUGCGGAGGAUGAUUGUCAGGAGGUUGCGUUUGAUGAGGGGAUUGUUGUUGAUGUAGAUGUGGAUGUGGAUAUAAGGGAGAUGGAGGAGUAUGAGGAUGAGGUGGCUAAGUUAUGAGCGGAAAUUUCAGUAUAUGUACACUUCGUUAAUUUUCGGCUCGUGGGGAAUCAAAUUGCUAAUAUGAUUGAGUAUUUUCACGAGGGGGAAUCAGAUGAUUAAAAGGCAUAUUAUGAUCUGAGAUAAAAAAAAAUGGUAUAAUAAAACAUCAGGAGCCGCCCCGAGUAGCUCUGUCAGGAGAAGAGACCGCCUCAUUAGGUUCAAAACUUCUGCCAUGUGAUAGCUUGCACAACACAUCCUUUGCAACGGCAAUGGCACUCUCUGGGAGACCCGCUAGCCGUGCGACCUUUAGAGCAUGAGACUCUCGAUUCACACCCCUUCUCAGUCUGUGGACAAAUGAAAAAGACCCCGAAGGGUCCUCAUUUAUGUCCGUGCAGUAUCGACCCAAAUGCUCAAAUUGAGCGGUCAUGUCCGCCAGCACAUGGAAGUGGGUAGCGAAUAGAGUACGGCAUUGAGUGACGUUAUGGAGGUGGUGUAGACAAGCAAACCCCACGGCUGUUCCAUCCUCAGGCGUUGUCCCUCGCCCAACUUCAUCCAUAAUCACAAAGGAGCGUGAUGUAGAGUUUUUCAAAAUCGUCGCUGCUUCCAGCAUCUCCACCAUAAAUGUUGACUGGUCCCGGAAGAGAUCAUCUGCAGCACCAAUGCGGCUGAAUAUCUGGUCCACAAUACCGAUCUCUGCAUGCUCCGCCGGUACGAAAGAUCCAACCUGUGCAAGGAUGGUAAUCAGAGCAUUUUGGCGCAAAAAUGUGCUUUUUCCACCCAUAUUCGGCCCCGUUAUGAGCCAUAUCCGUUCCUGUUCCCCGAUAAAACAGUCAUUGCUAACGAAGGGACGCCCUUGUUCUUCCAGCCCAAGUUUAACUGUCGGAUGUCUCCCGCCUACUAUUUUGUGACUUCUGCUAUUGUUGACUACAGGACGAACCAUCUGCUGUUCUUCAGCAAGGCUGGCGAACGAACACGCAACAUCGAGUUCAUCCAAGACAGCAGCAUUUCGGCGUAACUUCACAAGAUUCAAAAUCACCGCUUCGCGUAACUCUUCGAAGAUGCGCUGCUCCUCGGACAGUAUGUGGAACUUUGCAUCGUCAAUUCUGCUUCCCAAUUGUGACCAGGAACUUAGAUAAAAGGAGCGUGUUGAUUUUGAUGAAGAGACUGUUCGCGUUGCUCCCAACGCUUCAACUGACUGUUGCGAUGCUUUUACUCCCUUCAUGUGAACAAUGUGGCCAAGCCCAGGUGUCCACUUGAGACUUAAAUUCUCAGUCCCAGCGGUCUCUCGCAACGUCUUUGUUAGUUCGGACUUGUCCGCUAGAAGGAGAUCAAGAGCAUCAUGUAGCUUUUGCAAAUUCUUAGUUGCCCCCCGGCGCAUGAUCCAUGUGGUCCGAUCUGCCUGCUCAGUGCCGUUCGAAUCCUUUUGCCUACCGGCUCGUUGGGUUCUGACCGGCUUAGGCAUGGCUUCUAGGUCUUCUGACGACCCUUCAUUUAAAAUCACUUCCUGAGCGAGAGCCGCAGCGUCUGCAGCGGCAUCGUCUUCGAUUCUUUGCUUUUGGAGAAGGCCCUCUUCGUCUAUCGCCGCCAGUAUCCUCUGUGAAAGAGUUUCGGGGCCAUCGAGAUUUAAACGGUCCAGCAUGGAGCGUAAACUGCUAGUCAGAUCAGAAGGCUUAUUAGCAUACUGAUUGAUAUGCCGGAGUAAAACUGAUUUUAUUUCCUGCGACGCUUGGAUUGCUUUUGACAGGCAAAGUAGGUCGUCCGGAUCCCCUCGGCCUAAUGAGAACUUUUGAACUAGUCGUUGAGCAUCGAAACUACGUUUAAGGAGGAGUAUGAUGUUUUGGCGUAGAUCUUCAUCCUCAAGGAACUUGGAUACUAAAUCAAGUCGCUCAUUGAUAACGUGUAAUGAAGCGGAAGGUGAAGCUGGAGAGCAGUGUUAGCCUAUCGUGAUCCCGAAUGCAAGCACGAGGAACCAAAAAUAAAAAUAAAAUAGACAGUAAAUCCGUACUCAGCCGGUCCCUGAG
This is a messenger RNA of Blastomyces dermatitidis ER-3, 3136 nucleotides long. Its product is annotated as ureidoglycolate hydrolase. Gene Ontology annotation, biological process: allantoin catabolic process. Gene Ontology annotation, molecular function: ureidoglycolate lyase activity; ureidoglycolate hydrolase activity. The record is from RefSeq and is a predicted model, not a curated record. The transcript has a single exon. Lineage: Eukaryota; Fungi; Ascomycota; Eurotiomycetes; Onygenales; Ajellomycetaceae. The coding region runs from base 231 to 1133 and encodes 300 amino acids.